AUGAGCUCUGCCACUGAACAAGUAUCACCCAAGACACACAUUUUCGUUGUCUGGGCACCGGACUACGCGGACGAAGGAGCGUUUGACCGCAGGAUGGCGAUUCGAGAUCAGCACCUUCAGGACUUGAAGAAGAAUCAAGAAAACGGGUUCAUCACCAAAAUCGCUGGGCCGCUGAUCAGUCCAGAAUCGCUUGAAGCUGGAGCAUCGAUCAAGAUGAACGGCUCUAUGCUACUCAAAGGGACAUCUAUGGAGGAAGUGCGUGCCAAAGUCGAGAAGGAUGUUUUUUGGAUCAACAAUGUAUGGGACAAGGAAAAGCUCGUCAUCUCACCCAUCCUCAUCGCUGCCGAUAUCUAG
This is a messenger RNA of Serendipita indica DSM 11827, 354 nucleotides long. The record is from the annotation of a GenBank genome assembly. Lineage: Eukaryota; Fungi; Basidiomycota; Agaricomycetes; Sebacinales; Serendipitaceae.